Bacillus rossius redtenbacheri is the source of this 7803-nucleotide messenger RNA. RefSeq names its product protein virilizer (gene vir). The transcript has 17 exons. Lineage: Eukaryota; Metazoa; Arthropoda; Insecta; Phasmatodea; Bacillidae. Gene Ontology annotation, cellular component: RNA N6-methyladenosine methyltransferase complex. Gene Ontology annotation, molecular function: RNA binding. The coding region runs from base 25 to 6048 and encodes 2007 amino acids. The record is from RefSeq and is a predicted model, not a curated record.
CUUCUCUGUGGUUCCUCGCGCAUAAUGGCUGACAGUUCUGAAUUGCUGUUUUUCGAUACAUUUUCGCACGAAAGUUCAGAGGAAUUAAAUUUGGAUCUAGUGCAGUUUCCGAAACCAGUUGUAAUUAGUGAAGUACGCAUUAUACCUUUGGGAGCCCGUGUGAAAGCAGACUUUCCUGGUGGAGUACGUCUUGGGGCUACAAACCCAUCACAGUUCGAAAUAGAGUUCUUUGUGAAUAACCUGAACAAGCCAGGUGCGUCCACGUUUGAGAGCUUGGGAGGCCUUGAAUACAAACAAAAUGUCAACAUUCAGUUGGAAUGUGAACGAAGAAUCCUCACGGAUGGGCUGGUGUUGCGCGGUUGGUACACCACCAUCACACUGGCUGUGUACGGUCUCAUGACGAAGGCACUGCAGGAGCAGGCGUCCCCACAGGUGCCCUUGCCAAACACCGCUGCAUGUACCGCUGACUCCGUCACCGCCACCGCAAUCACUCCAGAGUGGGUGCAGCAACAUGUGCAGGUGCCGGUACCAGAGAUGGUCGUGCCGUCUGUGGAGCAGAACUACAUAGAUCCCACUCUUACCCCUGUAGAUCCUUACACAAACUCGUAUCCCUCAGAACAGUACCAUGGUCCGCCGUCUGAGUAUUCUCCGUACGAUGAUUGGUCCCAGCAAUCUAGACCAAUCUUGCAGCCUCCCCCGGCUGAGGACCAACACGCUAUCACCACGUCGUACGACAGCGAAGGCCUUCCUUGGGACAGCAGCUCUGUGGCAGAGGAAAAACUGCCUUGGGAGCGAGACCGGGGGAAGGAGCGUGACAGGGACAGGCAUCGUGACAGAGAUAGCUAUCGUUCCCACAGCAGGGAGAGGGACAGGGAUUGGGAUGAAAGGACACGGAGAGAUGAUAGGGACCACGACAGAGACAGGUCCCGGGACCGUGAGUACAGAGAGCUGUCGUGGGAGCGCGACCGAGAACGACCGUCGAGCCGGGUGAGCCAGCGGCAGCAGUGGAACGACAGAUCAUCGGAGCCUCCGGAGCAACGCCACAGCCUGCGUCGCCUUCACCCCCCGUUGGCGCACAAGCCGAGGGAUGGAUCCUGGCCGCCAUCCGACGAGCGGAAGAGACCUCGAUCCCCGCCGAUACACUCUCCGCCAAAGAUGCCGCACACGCCCCCGCCAAACGGCACCUUGGAAGACGUAGAACCACCACCGUCCCAACAGCAGCGGUGGUCUCCUAGCAGAAGUGAGGCUGGCAUCGAAGUGAAGAAAGAAGUGUGCUCGCCCAGUCGGCAGAAGUUUGAGUCACUGUCUCCGGGCGAUGUGGAAUCCAUCUCGGAGGGGGAGAUCCCAGAAGCGGAGGGCGACUCUUCUCCGGGCGCGACGAGGGUGACCGCCGAGCCAGAGGUUGGGACUGUGAUAGUUGCAGGAACCAGGGAAGAUGUCGCCACGCCCGAGCAGGACGCCAAGGCCACGCCUCCGCCUCAACCGAUGCAAGGUGGUGGCACCCCGACACAAGACUCAACGCUGGCUAAGGCCUCCUCCACGCCUCUCGCCACCCCUGUUGAUUCUCCUAUUGCCCAGGAUGAGCCCAGUCUUGAUGUUGAGCCGUUUGAGCCUAUCUUGAGUGAUGAGGAAAUUGUUGAUGAGAGUGAUUCACAGUUUCAAGAUAUGGAAUAUGAGUUCACAGAUUAUACUGAUGAAUUGGCAAAAGUAUUCAAUCCAUUUACUUUUGAAAUACAGCAACUAGUGUACCUGAAGGACCCGUGCCUGAGCCAGCUGGAGGCGGAGGCGAGGGCGGGGAGGAGGGAGGGGGCGGGGCGCCCCGAGGAGGCACGGCUGGAGGAGCUGGUGCGCCAGCAGGGCUGCACGGAGGAGUGGGUGCACGCCGUGGAGCUGGUGCCGGCGCUGCUCGUGCCCGGCCUGGCCUGCGCCGCCCGCAAGGACGAGAUGCUGGAAGUGUUGCUGCAGUGGGUUGGCACGGGGCUUGACUUUGAUCUGGCUCUCAACCAACCACAGCCCGGCUACAAGGUGCGACACAUCAAGGCUGGUGUGCGUCUGGUUGAGGCCCUGUGUCAGUGCGGAGAGAGUGUGGUCACGCAAAUGAUAGAGAAGCACAGUGUUCAAUCCCGACUCCUCGAUGUAUUCAGGAGAGAGCACAUGGCCUUGUCUAUCAAGCUCAUGAUCCUGCGUGCGCUCGAUGCCACUUUAUGCUGCCGGUUUGCGAUGGAGCGCUUCCUGCAGACGGACGGCUAUCGGACGCUUCUCUCGCUCCUCGAAGGCAAGGAGCUGGCCAGGAUAAAGUUCGCCAUCACGUGCCUGCUACGGAAGCUCCACACCUGGGAAGUGCUUGAACAUUUCAAAAACUCCACAAGGAGAUUGGUUGAAAGUGUGUCCUUGACGAGCGACGACAAAGUAAGCACACCUGCUCCGUUGUGCUCGGCAGAAAGUUUAGAACAGGACCUGGAGAUAAUUACAGUUUGCUUGGAGGAAGUGAUCCGGACGUUCCGAGAGGCGCCACUCAUUUCGCAGCCCCGUCGGUUCCUUCCGGUACGCUCACAGUUUGAAGUGGCCUCUAGUGUUCAAAAUGCAUAUUCGAGCCUGUAUAUGUUCUUCAGCUGUCACCAGCUGCUUGAAAGUUGUCUUGGCCUAGCCACGUGCCCACUUAGUGCCAGCUGUUCUAUUGUUAUCUGCCUUGUGCAAGAAAUGUUGGAGGUUCUCGCGGACAGUCAGGAAGGUUUGGUGUUUUUGAUGGCGAGAAGGACAGUUACGGGUGCUCUACUCCGUGUGUUGCUGCAAGAUGAUGACUCGCAGCAAGUUGGCCUGAUGCUGGCAUGUCGUCUCUACACGAUGCAGUGCAUCGACGCCUUGUUCUACCAUGCUAGGGUGUCCGGUGUGACGGACCCGGACCACGUGACCGUACUGGAGCAGCUCGGUAACUUGUACAACCUUGCUUGCACACCCACGGGCAGGACAUCGCUGGUGCACGUUUUGAGCCAUGGGAAUGCUUGUCGCGUGCUCCUGGACCUGUACGUCUACCAGUCCACGAGUAUUAAGCCAAAAGAAUCUGCAGGCAAAAGUUACAUCGCUGAUAUUGUUGUUCUCACUGUGAAACUGUCAAGUUAUGUACCAUUCCUGAAAAUGUUUGGAAAGGAGCUGCUAGAUGUUGCGCUAAAGGACGAAAAUACACCAGCAUCGUGCAAGUUUUUGGAAGUAAUGACAUGGUUGAAACCAGUCGAAAAUCCUUCUGUGUUUGUGUACGAUGAUAUUAGCCCUCUGACUGAAAUCAUAAAGAGGAAUGUGGAAAAUGCAACUAUACUGCCAGGUGAAUUAGUGACGACUGUACGGAUAUUGAAAUACCUCAGUAUCCCACCUGGGGAUCAGGAUUUAGUUAGUGUUGUGGAUGUUGAGGAUUCGGAAAGUUGUGUCGAGUUAAAAUACAAACAUGUGAUUUUGCAGUUAUUCUCCCUUGAUGGUGUAGCACAUUUAACUACUAUUCUUCAGCGUCUUUGUGAGUUGUACGAGCAGCCCGCUUUGCACGCAACAAGUUUUGUGACUUCACAGGGAGCAACAUUAGUAUCAUUUGUCUUGCCUGCAAUCCAGCUGCUGCGGCGGAUGUUGACAUACGUGAUCCGGUGUCGGAAUACAAACUUCAAAGAUCUUACUGCAGUACCUAUUCUCCUACAAACUUUCACUCUGAUGUACUCUUUUCCCGUGACAUCUCCAAGCUUUGGCAAAGCACAGCUGGUUUGUCGAGAAAUCGUGGAGAUUUUGCUGGCCUUUACGCAGCCGGUGUCAGAGGAUCCGGCAUCCGAGACGGAAGCUCUCAACAAGAGCUUGUGGACGAUGGUGGUGGCAGAGGUGAUCAAGUACGUCACGACAGCACCAUACACUUUCAUAUCUGGUCUCUUGAUUGUGUCUGAGAUGUUGCCUCUCCCGUUGCCAGUGCAAACACGGUUACCACUACCAGAAGAGGAAAUAGUGAGAACUGUGAAUGCUCGGAAGUUGUGGAGCGCACACUUGCAUUCUCUCGGGUCGAGUCUGCAGGAACUCAUCGCUACGAUGAGUAGCAGUAGUUUCCAACCUCUCCUGCAACUGCUGAGGAGAGUUUGUGUCCAGCUGGCAGAUCUCGCUGCUCCGACCGCCCUUGUGGUCAGCAGAGGUGUUCUGGACACGGUGCUGUCCAGCUUGCAUUCGUUGCCGCAGGCUGCAGAAGUGCCGAUGCAAAAUGGAAGAUCGCCAAGUUCUGAGCCUGUAUUGGACGCCCCUUGCACGGGACACACAGCUCGUCUGCUCAAUUUCUUGGCAUGCCUGGUGACCCACGCCUCCAUAAAGUGUGCAGUGAUGCAGCUGAUAACACGUUGCGGGCCCAGCAUGUGUAAAGCGGACGAGCAGUACCCAGCGCUCAUAGUAGUUCUGUGUUCUAUCCUGGUGCGACCUUCGGACAAUCCGGCACACGUGCAAGCCCAGGAGUGUGUUGUGUCUGUAAUACAGUCCCUCUGCGACAUUGAUGUGACGCUGCUGCCCCCUCCGGGAACCAUCCUCUCUUCUGUUUUACCAUCCCCAGAAGUGUACUUGUCGAAUGCACUGCCACCUGGAGACUUGCUGUCGAAUCUCUGUUCCAUCCUUCUGGAACACAUAUCCAACGUGGAGCACAGCUUUACGACAUUGCUGCCAACAGUAAGGACGUUUUUAAUGCUCACCGAGCAUGAUUACGGCUUCUACCACUUACGCAGCUGCCUGGAGAAGCGGCCGGACUCGCUGCGCAACCUGUUCCUCAAGUUCUGCCAGUGCUUCAGCAAGGACAGCUCUGACUGCCUGUCGACCCUGUCGACCAGCCUGGAGCUGCUGCGGGUGCUGGUGACGCCAGAUGAGGAGGAGGGCCGCGCCGCCGCCGUGCCCGCGCCAGAGCUGGCCGCCGUGCUGGACUGGCACCGGCCGGGCGGCGACGCUGGUGCCGUGCACCCCAUCUCUACCCUCAAGGGGCUCCUUCAGGAAUGCAGCUCUGAAGAGGAAGCACUGGAGAGCCUGCAUGAAAAUGUUGCUGGUUUGGUACGGCUUCUCGAAGAGGAAGGGAGCAAACCUAUGGAACAACGAGAUAUGGUUGAGCCACUGCUGCCACCACCAGAGACGCUGCUGGCACAGUUUGCUGCACGCCCUGUGUUUGUUGUGGGAGAAGUCGACGACGAGCGUCUGAGCUCUACGUACUGGUUGGCCCCGCCCCCCGUGGAUGAGGCUGAUCAGGAUAUGGAACAAGUAACUUGUGACCUGGUGGAGAUGAUGCGACAGCAUUUGCCCGACUUUAACUUGCCUGUGGAAGCAGAGAGACUGUUCCGCCGCCUCAAAGACAUGGACGGGGAGGAUGACGAAGGGAAAAAGAGAGGCGAUGAACUUGCAAAGUAUUUGGUUGGUGACAGCAAGAACAAGCGACCUUUUGUGGCCCCCAUGAGAGGUAGAGGGUUUGGCCGCUCCCAGCCGCAGCGGGGUGACCUGUUUCGCUCGCGGCCUCCCAACACCUCCCGUCCGCCGUCACUGCACGUCGACGACUUUGUAGCGCUGGAGAUAUCGGGUCAGCAGCCAACGGGACCGACGGGCUACAACAUCAUAUCCAUGCGAGCAGCUAAAGAUAAUUUUUUCUUUCAGGACAUUAUAUCUACCAGAACACGGGGGCGAGGCAGAGCAUUUCCCACCGAUCGGGGUCGCUUUUUUGGUUCCUCUGCUGCAUACAGCCGCCAUGAAAAUGGGAGAGGCGAAUGGACUGAAGAUUCACAAGGUUUAGCACGGAGCCUGGGGUCGAUGGCACAGCAGAGCAGCGCUGCCCAGCCGUGGCCCCUGCAUGGCAGCGAGGGCUCCAGCCCUGCGGCCGUGGCAGUGCAGCGCCAGUUCCGCACCUCCGAGCUGCACGACGCACGCGGCGGUCGCUUCGGCGUGGCGAGGGGACCCCGGGGGGGCUGGACCGUGAAGGACGGCAGGGAGCGCUUCGGGGGACCCCCCGUGAGGGGCGGCAUGCAUCGGGACCCCUCCGGCCGCCACAUCAGGACUUUCAUGCGAUAAGGAGUCCAAUAGACAACACAGCGUGCAAGUUGAUGUGAUUAGCAACUCUCACUAAUGCAUCAGACACACUAUAUUUUUAUAUACACAUUUUUUUUAAUUUGUUCUGGUUUUAACACAGUUGAAGACAUCACUUUUUUAAUUUUUUAGGCGUUUCUCUGUGCACUGGAAAGUGUGGUGUUUGCAUUCGUCUAGUUCAAACCAUGUCUUCGUGUCACAUAGACUUGCAGGUUUUCUGCACAUCAUUGGUUGACUUCCUUUAGUUAUAUCCCCAUCACUUUCCUAAAAAUAAGCAUGUGUAUGGCCCUUAAAAAAAUAAUUGUUGUCUUCUGGUCAGUCAGAGGUAAUGGAAUAGAUAAUGCUUCUUACUAGAUUUAUAGCCAGGUCAUAUUAGCCCAAAAAAUAGGGGUACCCUUGCAUUAAUUCACAACAAGCUGAAAAUUUACAGGCACGUAAGGGAUACCACUCUAAUGAAGUCCUGAAAAGUCCCCAUUGAUUCCAUGUGUGCAAAAAAAAUUAUUCAAGGUUAAAGGUCACAAAAAUGUUUUUUUUUUUUAAUUUUUUGGCCAAAUGGUUAGUUUUACAAUAAAAAUAGCUCAGACUAAAAUUGUAGAUCAGGUAAUUAUCUACUAAAAUUUUCAUUAUACUUUUUUCUCGAAGAUUUACCAUUUCUGAGAAAAGGCCAUUCGAAAGUUAGCUGGAGCUUUAUUCUCCAUAAUAUGCAUGACUACGCUGUCUAUGAACAUUAUUGGACCCGUAAUAUAAGUAAAAUUUUAAGUUUGCGUGACCAAUACAUUUAUAAUGAGUAAAACUAAUUGUUUGGCCAAAUAAUACAAAAAGCCCAUUUUUGUGACCUUUGAUCCAGCUAUAAAUAGUGAAUUUUUAAUCAAGAAAUGCUUUUCGUUUGUUUGUUUGGUGAUCUAGUAUUAUCUAUAUAUGGGUCAUACACAUCCUUAGCAUUUCCAUAUCUGUAGAAUUAAUUUAUUUCUGUGUUCGUUUUAUUGUUAUAUCUGUGAUCUUUAAUCUUCGAGGGGAAUCUUUAAUAUUCCAAGUGUGCUAUUUGCUAUCCAUGACAUUGGACUGUAUUUCUUCACAGAUCAAAGAUUUUGAGUUGUUAGUAUCUUCAGAAAGGGGCUGCUAUUGGACAGACCUAGAAAAUAUUUGUAACUUUGACAGUAGUGUAGUUUUAUAAAGACAUUGUGUUGCCUUGUUGAAACGAAAGAAAUAUUAUGAUAAAGGAUAAUUGUUGUCUGAUGGACAAUUGUCCGAUUUAAGUGUUGUACAUUAAACAGAAUGAUAGCUGUAACAUUCUAAUCAUAAUAUAUUGUUUAAAUAAUUUGUUUGAAUGAUUUUGAGACUGUAGCUGGAUGUGUUAGAAGUAAUGAAAUGUAAACAAAUGAAUUUGUUCUUAAUGAAACUUUGUGCCAGCAAAGUAUAUGUAGCAGUUUAAGUUUCCAAAUUUUACACAAGAUGGUUUAAACAUGUAUUUUACUAAGGCGGACCUAAGAAUUAUUAAAUAUGCAGUUGUAUUGAUCUACGUGCAAAUUUCUAGUUAAUGGUGUAGAGUCCUAUUUAUGUUCUAAUGCCAUGUUUUGUGAAAGUGGGCUAUUAUUUAUGUACAUACAGAACAUUUGCCACCAGGAUGUAAUGACAACCAAUUAUUAUUUGUAGAUUUUUUAUUUUAUGCAAUAAUUUUCUAUUUUGAGCUUAUAUAUACAUAUGGAAAAUGUUCAAAUAAAAAUGUCUUUACAAUUAUAA